UCAGUCGUAGCCCCCCGCUCUCAUCUUCUUCUUCUUCGAAAUCACACGACCUCGUCAUCCCUGCCUCUCUUCUCUCCAUCAAGAUCUCCGGCGAGUCAAGCUUCUGUUCGUCAUUAGCCCAAGCCACCACAUCCCGAGCCGCUCCCCUUUUGGUCAGCUAUCUCCUCUAUGUCGCGACGUCCGAAUUUGAAGUGAGUGGAUUGUGUUUGCUCCAACCGAUGUUUGUCCACGAAGCUCCGACCGCUGUUGUUGCAUCUCCACGAACCCAGUCGCCGCUGUCACGAUCUCCUAUUCACAUGGAGCUUGUCGUACCAUCCAUCUUUCUCCAUAGCACUCUGCCUCACCAGGACGUGCUUUCCUCGCCAUUGAAGAAGCCUUCGUCCUUAAGCAGCCAUGUCUCAAGUGUGGGUGCAUAGUUUCUAUUAAUUAUAGAGUAUUUAUGGAUGCGGGUGCAUAGUUUGGAUUAAUUAUAGGAUAUUUGUGGAUUCUGUUAAAAAUGUAUCUAGAAAUCAUAUUUGUCAAUUAGUUAGGGGCAUUUAAGGCAUUGUUCUCCAAUUUAUUAUUUAAAAAUGUUCUGUUUUGCUAUUUUGUCGAUUUAAAGAUAAAAUCGUCAUUUAUUUGUAAUAAUCUCUAAUUUUGCCGUAGUUUUUGUCGGUUUUUUUUUUUUUUUUGAAAGUGGGCUAAUUUUAAAAUAUAAAACUAAACCUGUGUUGUGUUUUCCUUUUUCCCAUUUUGUUCUCCAACAAAUGCUUCCAUUUCUCAAUUUGCUCUCAAAUCUAUCAUUCCUCAUUUGUAAACCAAAUUCUCCAUCAAAUUAAUCUUCAUCUUCUUCCCAAUCCUUACUGAUCUCCAUCAAAUUCUUGUUUCAAUAUUCCUCCAACCUAAAAUCAUUGAAAAAUCCUCUUCUCUACAACCAAAUAAAUUCCACUUACAACCCUUCGAUCCACUCCAUAACCCUUCACUUCCUCUUCAUCGCCGUCUGUUUUCUCAACUGCCGGCGAUGUCUAACUGUACCGUCGAGUCUUGUAAAGUCGAAACAAGUGAUGGGGUAAAGCUUCACACAAGGGUUUUCAAACCAAAAGAUGAGGUAGCGAAGGAAAUUGAGAAUUUGGGUGUUGUCUUGGUCCAUCCUUAUUCCAUUUUGGGUGGUUGUCAAGGGCUUUUGAGAGGAAUAGCUGCUGGGUUAGCGGAAAAGGGUUAUAAAGCUGUGACUUUUGAUAUGAGGGGUGCUGGGAAAUCGUCUGGAAGGGCUUCUUUGACUGGAUUUGCUGAAAUUAAAGAUGUAAUUGCUGUUUGCAAAUGGGUUUGUGAGAAUUUGUCGGUUCAUCGAAUUUUGUUGGUGGGUUCUUCUGCAGGUGCCCCUAUUGCAGGCUCAUCUGUGGAUUUGAUAGAACAAGUGGUAGGUUAUGUUAGCCUUGGCUAUCCUUUUGGCUUAGCUGCCUCAAUUCUUUUUGGAAGACACCACAAAGCCAUUUUACAUUCUCCAAAACCAAAACUUUUUGUGAUGGGCACACGGGACGGUUUCACGAGCGUGAAACAAUUGCAGAACAAGCUAAAAUCUGCAGCAGGACGUGUUGAAACACAUCUUAUAGAAGGUGUGAGUCACUUUGAAAUGGAAGGCCCUGCAUAUGAUGCUCAAAUGGUGAAUCUUAUCCUUCAUUUUAUAUCUUCUUUGUAGGAAAUCAACUUUGCUUAGAAUAUUUGUGUGGGAGUAACCCUUAUUACAUUGUGCAUUAAGCUUUGUAAUAUUGAUUCCUUGUGUGUUGUGUAGGAAAUUUAAAGGUUCACUCAACAAAUUUUGUAUCACUAAAGUGAAAAAAGCAAAACAAAAAAUAUUCCAUAGCGUUAGACA
Messenger RNA from Cucumis melo (muskmelon), 1852 nucleotides. RefSeq lists its product as uncharacterized. NCBI's taxonomy places the organism in Eukaryota, Viridiplantae, Streptophyta, Magnoliopsida, Cucurbitales, Cucurbitaceae. Gene Ontology annotation, molecular function: hydrolase activity. The record is from RefSeq and is a predicted model, not a curated record. The coding region runs from base 1001 to 1678 and encodes 225 amino acids. The transcript is spliced from 2 exons.